Molecule: messenger RNA, 2609 nt
Organism: Monodelphis domestica (gray short-tailed opossum)
Lineage: Eukaryota; Metazoa; Chordata; Mammalia; Didelphimorphia; Didelphidae
Source: RefSeq, a predicted model, not a curated record
GGAGGGCAUGGGUCCUAGGACCUUCCUUCUGCCUGCCCCUUAGGUCCGAGUGGUCUCGGGUUCUGGCUUUGGGGGGGGGGGCAUACCUUUUGAUCCAGGUCCAGGUCCAGGAGGAGGACUCCUGGGGUCUAUGGUGUUGAUCAUUUUGAAUUUCAGUGUCCUAGGAGCAUUCGGUUUGAGAUCGGUAAGGAAGGGUUUCAGGAGAUCUGAACUUUAGCUUUCUCUAAGCCGCCAUCUUGACCGGAAGCCUGUUCUUUCCAUUUCAUCAUGAUGCUUUUCUUAUUUUAAUUCUUUGAAGAAUUUAGUAUUUGAUAAACCCAAAGAUUCCAGCUUUUGGUAUAAGAAUUCACUAUUUGACAAAAAGCACUGUUCAAACUGGAAAACAGCAUGGCAGAAACUAGGUAUAGACCAAUAUCUUACACCCCAUACCAAGAUAAGGUCAAAAUGGGCAUAUGAUUUAGACAUAAAGGGUGAUACUGUAAGUAAAUUAGGUGAGCAUAAAAUAAUUUACCUUUCAGAUCUAUAGAGAAGGGAAGAAUUUAUGACCAAAGAAGAGGUAGAGAACAUUAUAAGAUGUAAAAAGAAUAAUUUUUACUACGUUAAAUUUUUUAAAAUUUUGUACAAAUAAAACCAAUGUAACCAAGAUUAGAAGGGAAACAAUAAACUGUAGGAAAAUUGUAUAACAUAUUUCUCUGAUAAAGGUCUGAUUUCUUGAUAGGCGACGCGGCGGCCGCGGCGGCGCACACCCCGCACCACCACCCCGAGCUGUCUUGGGAACCCGUUACUCUUCUUCCCGCCCCGCCAACCCAUUCCCUUCUGAGGUCCCCAGGGUCUCUCUCCUCCUCUUCCCCAGCCCAACGUGCUGGGGCGGGGGUCUGUGAUCAUGGCCUCCCUUUUCAAGAAGAAGACAGUAGAUGAUGUAAUAAAGGAGCAGAAUUGAGAGUUACGAGGUACACAGAGGGCUAUAAUGAGAGAUCGAGCAGCAUUAGAAAAACAGGAAAAACAGCUGGAAUUAGAAAUUAAGAAAAUGGCCAAGAUUGGUAACAAAGAAGCCUGCAGAGUUUUGGCUAAACAGCUUGUGCAACUGAGGAAACAGAAAACUAGAAUUUUUGCUGUAAGUUCAAAAGUCACUUCUAUGUCUACCCAGACUAAAGUCAUGAACUCUCAGAUGAAGAUGGCUGGAGCCAUGUCAACUACUGCCAAAACAAUGCAGGCAGUUAACAAGAAGAUGGAUCCACAAAAGACAUUGCAAACAAUGCAAAAUUUCCAGAAGGAAAACAUGAAAAUGGAAAUGACUGAAGAAAUGAUCAAUGAUACACUGGAUGACAUCUUUGAUGGAUCUGAUGAUGAAGAAGAAAGCCAGGAUAUUGUGAACCAGGUGCUUGAUGAAACUGGAAUUGAAAUCUCUGGAAAGAUGGCCAAAGCACCAUCAGCCGCCCGAGGCUUACCAUCUGCAUCCACAUCAAAAGCAUCGGCAAUCUCUGAUGAAGAGAUUGAACGGCAACUUAAAGCGUUGGGCGUAGAUUAGUUGAAAUGUAUUUAUGAUAUGUGUUAAUGAUUUACAAUCAGUAUAAAACUGGCACAGUGUAGAUUUUUUUUACAAAAUUUAUUUAUUUUUCAGACAAGGCAGUCAAUGAAGUUUCAAUUCCACAUCUUGUUUUAAAUCUUUUUGCCAAAGUAUGAAAAGAAAAAAGUUUGAAUCUUAAUUACCAAAUACUUUGAAAUGAUUAUUCUAAAACUCUUAUUGCAUGGUAUUGUAGUUUAAGAUUCUGUUAAGGUUAGUGCCAGAUCACAUUUGCAUUCUAAAUCCUUUUGCCCCGUGUAGAGAAAAGGCACUAAGCAUCAACAUGAAGAAUUUCAAAAAAUUCAGUUGACAAGAGGCCUGCAUUUGCUGCUUAUAUUUUGAAACUGAUUUUGAACCAUAGCCACAAGAAUUCCAACUAUCAAAAUGAUAUUGAAAAUGGGGUGAAAGUGAAGUCCUCUUUUGAUAAUAACUUUUAAAAACAUUCUUGGCAUCUGCCUUAAAUACUUGCAGUACAAAAAUAUUGUGCAGAUCUUUAAAUCAUUAGUGAGAAACUUGAAUUAUCAAUUUAAAACUAUAAUUAAAAUCUAGUUUGAGAAUUCUCCAGGUGUCAUAUCUGGGAUCUAUGAUUUUACUUGAUUAGUUUGUGAAUGGACCCAAUAUUAAGGAGAGCUGGGUUCUAUACCUAGCUCUAACCGUUGUGUGGCUUUGGAAAAGCCAUUGACCCUUUCAGGACCUCAGUUUCUUCAACUGUAAAAUGAGAGGGUCUCUACAAAACAAUUUGCAAAAGGUCUCUUCGAGCUCUAAAACUUUACAAAAAGCAUUGAAAGGCACUGAUUUUAUUUUACACUAAUAAUGUAACAAUUGGUUAAUCCCUGAAAGAACUAUUGUACCUUUCUCUAUAUGAAAUGUACUCUUAUUGUCCAAAAUCUUAUGAACUGUAUUCAUCCUUAGACUGAAGUUAUUCUACAGAUGCCAUUGUGUCUACUAUUAAGCACUACUACUAAAAGGAUAAUAUUAAACAUUGCAAUUUUAAAGCAAAACUCAUUGAAAUUUUUGUAAAUAAAUUUUUGUCAGAAAAAAAAAA